GCGCAAGAGAGAGGUGUGUGGGAGGAGAGAUGAGCUUGGGUUCCACAGAUCCUCUCAGUCUGUAGGAGGAUAUCCUGAGAUAGUUGUCUCUCACCCUCUCUGUCUCCCUGCCUGGCUUCAAACAGCUUUGUUUAUAUACUGUAGACAGGCACCUCUCUCUCUUUUAGAUCACUAGAGUUCACUCGCUCCCCUCCUGUUCUCUUCUCUCCAGCUGGAUGAGGAACUGAAAGGAAGGAGCAGUACCAGGGGAAAGGCCUACGAGGCAGAAUGAGUUCCAGGAGGACCAGGCCCCCUACCUCUCCUAGCCCACCGGAGCGGCCGGCGGCGCGGGACUCCCAGGACUCCAUGGAGGACUACUGGAGUGAAGUGAAGAACAUCGAGGAAGACGGCCAGCGGGGCCACGAGGACCUGCUGGAGAGGGGGAGUAUGGACGAGGUGGAGCUUGAGGAGGCGUGGCUUCAGGAGGCGGGUCUGUCCACACUGGUGUCGGGGGCGUUGGGGGAGGGGCCUGCGGAGGCGCUGCUCUCCACACUGACGCGCUCGCAGGCAGCCAUGGUGAAGAAACGUGUGGACAACUAUACCCUGACCAUGAGGAAGAGGAACAAGCAGCCGACCAGACAUGUCCGAGACGUCUUCUCCACGCCAGACACAUCGCCGGUUGAUCCCAUACCCUCGGUGUCCUCCAAGUCACCCAAUGGACACAUGCCUUCCAGAUGCAUCCACCGGACGUCUUCUAGAGGGCGGCCUGCGUGUCCCAGCUUCUCCCAGAGCACAGAGUGCCGUGUUUCAGAGUGCCCUCCCUGCUCGCCACCUCAGGACACCUCUGACUCCCUGUCAUUCGAGGUGCCCUACUCCGAGGACAUCACUGCCCACCGCAGGGGCCGCCAUGGGGACUGCAAGGACUGCCAACGCAUCCGCGGAGACGACCCAGACCUGCCAACAUUUCAGUUGCCCAGGCCUAAACUGGGCCUCACCCGCAUCCAGGACCUGUCUUGUGAGGACAUGAAGAAGAUCGGCUACAUCUCUUUGAUUGAACUGACCACCUUCUACGACGGCCUGGGCAUCGAGCUCAAACGCAACCGAGCGGCACGUAGCAAGGCCAGAGAAAGUGGUAUAUUUGGAGUUCCCCUGACCACUCUAUUGGACAACGACCAGAAGAAAUUCCCUGGGUCCAAGGUUCCUCUUGUGUUCAGAAAGCUCUUGUCGAAGCUGGAGCAGACAGGACUACAGGCUGAGGGGAUUCUCAGAGUACCAGGGUCUGCCUCUAGAGUAAAGCAUCUGCGCCAGGAGCUGGAGCAGAAGUUCUAUGAGGACCGGUUUGACUGGGAGCAGGUGAGGCACAAUGACGCAGCGGGCCUGCUGAAGAUGUUCAUCAGAGAGCUGCCUUAUCCUCUGCUCACGCUCCAGCACGCUCCUGCCUUCGCCGCCGCACAGAAUAUCUCCUCUCCCAGACACCAGAUCCAGGCCCUGCAUCUCCUCAUCAUGCUGCUCCCUGAGCCCAACAGAGACACACUCAAGGCCCUGUUGGAGUUCCUGAGGAAGGUGGUAGCCUAUGAGGAGAAGAACAGAAUGGGUCUGUGGAACGUGUCCAUGAUCGUGGCUCCCAACCUCUUCACCUACCGGGGCAAGAACGCCAAGCAGGAGGAGAUGCAGGGCGCAGCCGGGGCGGCCCACCUCGUACGGCUACUCAUCAUACACCAGGACCUGCUCUGGACCGUGCCCUGCUUUCUGAUCUCCCACGUGAGGAAGUUAAACGAGGCUGGUGCCAGCAAGAAGCCGCCCAGCUCAGAGAAGACCAAGAGGAAGCUGCUACUAAUGAGGAGGAAGAACUCUGAGCGAGAGAAGACUGAGAGGAGUGAGCUCACUGACCUCCGACAAGGGGUCAUCAGGGUUCACGCUCCACUACAUGCCAAGAUCUCCAUGGCGAUCCAGCUGGACAACGAGACCAAGGCCAAAGACGUGAUGGCGCGCUUCGACUACGAGAAUGGUCGUGGCACCAGAAGCACUAGCCGGAGGCCAAGGCAGUAUUUGUUUGAGGUCGGAGGAAACAUAGGUGAGCGCAACUUGGACCCCGAGACUCACCUUCUAGACGUGUACCACGUGAAUCCGCACUGCGAAUGGGUCUUAAAACCCACAACCACAUGAGAACUGAGGAAUCACUCACUCAACACAGAGCGCAAGCAGACUGAACCACUGCUCUCUUGAGGUCGUCCUGGUGAACUGACCAUGCAUGGAGCCCUGGUUGAAUUGAGGUUUCAGCCCCAACUACAGACCACUAAAAAGAGAGAGACAGCGCUUAAAGAGGAACUAUGGAGAGAUGGUCUCCUCCUGAAGGAAAGAUGGUCCUGUUUGUGGGAUGAAACCUUUUUACAAAAUACUAAAAAGGACGGAACCACUGUACUCUGAAUAUCUGGGUUCUGUAUGGAAGUAUUUGGAGGAGGGACAGCUUUGUGAAGACACGACAUACCAUUUCUGGACAUUGGAAUUGUUUGAUGCCAAAUAUGUGCGCAGCGAGGUUCACCCACUACAGAGGCCAUGCAAGACCCAGUUAACACGUACUUGCUAUAUUUAUACCACAAAUGUAUCUUGCUUUUAGUAUUAUCACACAUACUACAUGUAACUUUUGUAUCAUUUAUAAUUGCAGUAUGUUGAUUGCAAAACCAUUGGGAGUGAGGAGAUUCAGAAGACUAGCAAUUUGGGUUGUUGAGUGCAUGAUGGGAAGGAACAAGUGGAGAUGGGAUGACCUGAUACUGAAUACAGACGUUGUCUCCGUCUCAAAUGUUGUAACAACUUCCUUUCAUGGUCUCCUGUCCUCUGCUGACCACUGAUCUGGUGUAGCACUGAUCUGAUCAGGACAAGGCAGGUGAUAACAGCAUUGUGGAAGCCUAUCCAGUCCUUUCACCUGUCAGUGGUCAUGAAGGAAAGGUGAGGAGGAGAGGAAGCUGUGGUAGAGUAUUGAGACACAGCCCCACAUCAGAACUUUGACCAAGGAUUCAGACCAUUGUCAAACCCGCCUUCUCUGCUUUUUGGGUUUGCAUGUUGAACACUUAAAUAUCUCCCUCCUAAUACAACAGUCCCCAAUGGACUGUAAAGGUGACUUGUAGAAAACCAUGUACACACUACACUAAAGUAUGACUUAACACUCUCAACCAAUCCUGUGUGUCUAGUCAACAUAAGGUACCUUCAUUACUAAUGACCUGAACUGACUUUGCCUGGAGAGUUCUUACAAUACUUCCUGUAAUGAAGGAGAGGAGAAAAGGCCAUAAAAAAGGAGCUUCAUAGCAGUUAGCCUAACAUGCUUCCAAACUGGUUUAACCAAACUAGUCUUGGCCUGCUUACAGUGUUUGAACUUGUGAAUAAUGUUUACUUGCAGGGUAUGUAUGUAUGUAUGUAUGUAUGUAUGUAUGUAUGUAUGUAUGUAUGUAUGUAUGUAUGUAUGUAUGUAUGUCUUAGCCCAACCAACCUCUCUUCACUUUGUUCUGGAUCGUUCCACCAAUUUGGUGCCUUUUGAGAAGUGUAACUUAGUCCAAAAAGACGUUUGAUUUCACCAAAUUUUAACAUUGUCAUAAAGAGCACAUGUUAAACUUAAUUUUAAAAAACAGUUUUGCCAUCAAAAAAUUUAUAACAAUACUAUAGUAAGUUCCUAUUAAGUGCCAAAUAAAGUAACAAGGUUGACUGUAACAGGGUUGAUUUAAUCUUAAAACAGCCAUAAAUCCCUCUGUGACUGGGGGAAUGGAAGUGUGUUGUGUGCAACAGGGAGGUGCAAUUGAAAGUAAGCUUCACACAUUUUUUUUAUUGUUAAAACAAUUAUGUUAUGUUUGACCCCUCUCACUUUUCCACCACAGAACCCCAGAACAGGGUCAAAAAGAGUAGAACCAGCUCACCUGCUUUUACACUAUGGUUUGACUAGUAAAUGUUCAAUGUUUCUUUUGAAAA
Coregonus clupeaformis (lake whitefish) is the source of this 3936-nucleotide messenger RNA. Its product is annotated as rho GTPase-activating protein 18-like. Gene Ontology annotation, cellular component: cytoplasm. The record is from RefSeq and is a predicted model, not a curated record. Gene Ontology annotation, molecular function: GTPase activator activity. The transcript is spliced from 15 exons. NCBI's taxonomy places the organism in Eukaryota, Metazoa, Chordata, Actinopteri, Salmoniformes, Salmonidae. Gene Ontology annotation, biological process: regulation of small GTPase mediated signal transduction; signal transduction; negative regulation of stress fiber assembly. Bases 268 to 2145 code for a protein of 625 amino acids.